UUACACGAAAUCAUGAGUAAGGCCCGGUAUACCCUCAAUCAUAAUAACCUAGUUUUAAUGUCAUCUCACUCACUGCACUUACAUAUAUUUUCUCAGGAAAUUAAACAGUUUAAAAAUGACAAAUAAACCAUCUAGUGGACAAAUUGCAGCAAUUGGUGUGGAAUUAUUUUUGUUUACUGUUAUUUCAUUUUAUGGCAUCAAAUGGCUGGCAAAGAUAUUGGAUCCUACAAGUAAACAGAAAGAAUCUGCCAAAAAACAGGCUAGUUUCCAUGCUGAAAAAAUUACCAAAAGUCUUGGUAUCAAUAACUUAACAGAAUUGUCUGAAUACGAAGUAUCAAUAGCAGCUUUGUUGGUCGAUCCAUUAAAUCUUCCAAUAUCUUGGAACAAUAUUGGUGGACUGGAAUCUGUUAUAUGUGAAAUAAAGGAAUCUGUGAUCCUUCCCUUUCAGAGAAGAGCUUUAUUCUCUAGUUCCACAUUGCUAUCAGCGCCUAAAGGUGUGUUGCUGUAUGGACCUCCAGGUUGUGGAAAAACAAUGAUCGCCAAAGCAACUGCCAAACAAGCAGGUUGUCGAUUCAUCAAUUUGGAAGUUUCUUCACUCACAGACAAAUGGUAUGGCGAAUCACAAAAGUUAGCAAGCGCAGUUUUUUCAUUGGCUUCAAAAAUUCAACCGUGUAUUAUUUUUAUUGAUGAAAUAGAUUCAUUUUUGCGAGCACGUGAAUCACAUGAUAACGAGGCUACAGCAAUGAUGAAAGCUCAGUUUAUGAGUUUAUGGGAUGGAUUAUUAUCUGAAGAAUCUGUAGACGUCAUCAUAAUGGCAGCAACAAACAGGCCACAGGAUAUCGACCGUGCAAUAUUGCGAAGAUUACCAUGUAGAUUCCAUAUCGGUCUUCCGCAAGUGACACAGAGGAUGGAAAUUCUUCAAAUUAUUCUUCAAGGUGAAGAUAUGGCUGAUGAUGUAGACCUAACCCAAGUUGCAAAUCACACUGAAGGAUACAGCGGUUGCGAUUUAAAAGAAUUGUGUCGAUUAGCUGCAUUACAAUGUUUGAGACGACAAGUUGUAGAAAAUGAUGAUUCACAAAGCUCAUGCGAGGUGCUACAACCAAUUAAAAUGUCGGAUUUUUUAAACGCAUAUGAAAGAAUGAAAACAAACGAUCUUAUGUUACCAAAGUUGUCAUCAUGAAGUUACGACCCAAGUAAUGACGUUACGACUGAAGUACUGAUGUUACGACUGAAGUGAUUAUGUUACGGCUCAAGUGAUGACGUUACGACAGAAAUGAUGAUGUUACGGCUGAAGUAAUGAUGUUACGAAGCUAUUGUAGCAACCUUUCGUAGUGGCGUAAGGAAGCUGCGAUAAAAGAAACAGAUGAUGCUAUCGAUGUAACAAAACACUUCACCGACUUUUGUGCGACAUUGCUUUAAAUAGGUGUUUGGAAAAUCCUUGAAGAUAAAUAUUUUUAUCCA
Messenger RNA from Hydractinia symbiolongicarpus, 1461 nucleotides. Its product is annotated as outer mitochondrial transmembrane helix translocase-like. Gene Ontology annotation, cellular component: mitochondrial outer membrane. Bases 116 to 1180 code for a protein of 354 amino acids. The transcript is spliced from 13 exons. The record is from RefSeq and is a predicted model, not a curated record. Gene Ontology annotation, molecular function: ATP hydrolysis activity; ATP binding. Lineage: Eukaryota; Metazoa; Cnidaria; Hydrozoa; Anthoathecata; Hydractiniidae.